Molecule: messenger RNA, 1524 nt
Organism: Octodon degus (degu)
Lineage: Eukaryota; Metazoa; Chordata; Mammalia; Rodentia; Octodontidae
Gene: Aar2
Product: AAR2 splicing factor homolog
Exons: 5
Coding region: 118-1524 (468 amino acids)
Biological process (GO): spliceosomal tri-snRNP complex assembly
Source: RefSeq, a predicted model, not a curated record
CUUCCGGCGCGAAAGGGGCAGAACUUCCGGCCAGUUUCCGUGGUAAGGAGGUGAGGCGCAGGGAGCUUUGUCAGGAAACAAGAAGGGUUCUCCUUUUGGUUUCUCAUCAUUGGCCCCAUGGCUGCCAUACAGAUGGAUCCUGACCUAGCCAAGCAACUCUUCUUUGAAGGGGCCACUGUGGUCAUUCUGAAUAUGCCCAAGGGGACAGAGUUUGGCAUUGACUAUAACUCCUGGGAGGUAGGACCCAAGUUCCGGGGUGUGAAGAUGAUCCCACCGGGCGUUCACUUUCUUCACUAUAGUUCUGUGGACAAAGCCAAUCCCAGGGAUGUGGGUCCUCGUAUGGGCUUCUUCCUUAGCUUGCAGCAGCGGGGGCUGACAGUCCUGCGCUGGAAUGCUCUCCAGGAAGAGGUGGACUUGUCUCCAGCCCCAAAGGCUGAAGUGGAAGCUAUGAGGGCUAAUCUUCAGGAGCUGGACCAGUUUCUGGGACCUUACCCAUAUGCCACACUCAAGAAAUGGAUCUCACUCACCAACUUUGUCAGUGAGGCCACAAUGGAGAGGUUGCAACCUGAAAGCCGGCAAAUCUGUGCCUUCUCAGAUGUGUUGCCUGUACUCUCCAUGAAGCACACCAAGGACCGGGUGAGGCAAAAUCUACCCCAGUGUGGCACUGAGUGCAAAAGUUAUCAAGAAGGUCUAGCCCGGCUGCCUGAGAUGAAGCCCAGAGCUGGGACAGAGAUCCGCUUCUCAGAGCUACCCACACAGAUGUUCCCAGUGGGUGCCACACCAGCAGAGAUAACAAGGCACAGCAUGGACUUGAGCUAUGCACUAGAAACUCUGCUCAGCAAGCAGUUUCCCACCAACCCCCAGGAUGUGCUUGGUGAACUUCAGUUUGCCUUCGUGUGUUUCUUGCUGGGCAACGUGUAUGAGGCAUUUGAGCACUGGAAGCGGCUCCUGAACCUCCUGUGCCGGUCAGAAGCAGCCAUGGUGAAGCACCACACCCUGUAUAUCAACCUCAUCUCCAUCCUGUACCACCAGCUUGGUGAGAUCCCAGCUGACUUCUUUGUGGACAUUGUCUCUCAAGACAACUUCCUCACCAGCACCUUACAGAGCCCAAGAGACACCAACCCCGUGCAGACUCUGGGGAGAGGAGUGUAUGUUCUUGAGAAGGAGCAUGGGUGGGCCAGUAGAGAGUGUGAGAAGCUGAUUGCUCUGGGUCUUGAUGGCCCCGGGGCCGCGGCCGGAUCCGUGCCUGGUUUUGGGCGCAGCCGCGUGGCCCCCUCCCCCGCGCGCAUCUCCCCGCCCCCCGCCCCCUCCCCGCCGCGCUCGGGGAGCCGGGGCCGCGCGGCUCCUCCUUCCGCAGCCGCAUCUGGGGCGCCGCGCCGGCCGGAGGAGAGGCAUGGGGCACCCGCGGACCGGGGCCGGGACCGGGGCCUAGGCGGGCGGACCUGCGAGCGGACCCGGGCGGCAACGGCGGCGCAGCGCAGGGCCGAGCGGGCCGGAGGCGGCCGAGGAGCCGGGCGCAGGUGA